UCCCUUCUCUCCCGUUCACUUGACCGAAAACAAAACCCAAGCUCAAAAGAAACGAACCUUAAGCAAAAUCCUCUCGCUUCAAAAACCAUAAAAUUUUUCCCCCGGUUCCGAAAUCUCCGCCAAAAAAACCCUAAUUCCAUGGAUUCUCUAACCCAUUAAUGGAGUCCCCAUCGCCGACAUCAACAUGGGUGCUUUAACCGAGAGCCGGAAGCGCUGCUUCGAUCUCUACCUCCCUCAAUCCCCCCAUCCAAUCACUCCCCCUUCGAAAAAACUCAAGCUUCAGCCUCAACUCCCCGCUCUCAACCAAAAACCCGUCUCUUUUCCUCCGCCGGCGCCGCUUUCCCGCCAAAUUCACGGGCCGCAGCGAACCCUCAGAGUCUUCAACCUCGGAUCGAGCAACAGAACAAGUCUCGUAAAGCGCAGUUUGUUUCGGAUGGGGAAUUUUGGCUCGAAGUUAUUCAAAUCGAAGAAGGAAGAGGGUUUUGGAUUGGAGAACUACAGGAAUGUAGUGGAGGAUUCAGGUUAUAAGAAGGUAGAGAGAGACUUUGGGUCGAAGUUAGGGUUAGGGUCUGUGCAAGAGAUUUCGCCACCGUCAUCGGAUUCAGAGGAAGUGAAGGUUUUGAACAGGAAGGUGGUGAAUGCGAGGAGGGUUGUGGAGGAGAGUGUUGAGGCGAGAGAGGAUAAAUAUCGGGAGAGAAGAAGGCCAAUUUACAAGAAAUUGUAUGAACAGGCGAGGAAACGAGAUCGCAGAUUGAGUGAUUUGGGAUUUGAGGCGAAAUUGACUGAGGAGAAGCUUUCGGCGAUCCAGGGCUGUAGGGUGCAAGAGAAAGCCAAAGAGGAUCCGCAUGGACUUUUUAGCCCUCUUACAGAUGAAGAAAUUGCGGAGGUCUCACAUGCUUUUUGCAGUGGCAAUAGGCGUGAGCUCCUAGUCACACACAAGGCGUCUAAUAUUGAGAUUACAAGAGAGGUCUUGCAAUGCCUAAUUGACGGUGCUUGGUUAAACGAUGAGGUUAUAAAUUUGUAUCUGGAAUUACUGAAGGAAAGGGAGAGAAGAGAACCAAAAAAGUUUCUGAACUGCCAUUUCUUCAACACAUUUUUCUAUAAAAGGCUGAUUAGCGGGAGAAACGGUUAUGAUUAUAAUGCGGUUAGAAGGUGGACUACGCAGAGGAAGUUGGGGUACAGCCUUAUUGAAUGUGACAAAAUCUUUGUUCCUAUACACAAAGAUGUACACUGGUGUUUAGCAGUUAUCAAUACCAAGGAUGAAACUUUCCAGUAUCUUGAUUCACUUGGGGGAAUGGACACUAAUGUGCUGAGAGUUCUGGCUAAAUACAUGAUGGAUGAAGUGAGGAACAAGAAUAACAAACAGAUUAAUACAACAUCCUGGAAGCAGGAAAUAGUUGAUGAUCUUCCACUCCAGGAGAAUAUGUCUGACUGUGGGAUGUUCAUGCUCAAGUACACUGACUUUUACAGUAGAGGUUUGGGCCUCUGGUUCUGUCAGUGAAAAUUCUAGGAGUUAAUUGUGGAAAGACCCCAUGUACUAUCGUCAAGGAGCACAUGCCUUAUUUCAGGAAGAGAACCGCAAAGGAGAUUCUAAACCUAAGAGCAGAAUGAAUCAGAAGAGAUGUUGAUUUUUCACGGGUAUAAACAGCUGGAGGCAAAUGUUUACCGGCACAUGCCUUUUGAUACUGUGCCUACUCAUGAACAUGUGGUCUUUCAAGCUCUUCAGGCCCACUGAUUGGCCUGCAACGAAUCUUGAAAGUGGCUAUGCCAGGUUAUGAUACAUGUAUAGUUUAUUUCGUUGACAAACGACUGUUGGUCGCACUUCAGUGAUACUCUGUUCGCUAGCUGUUCCAAAAAAAUGAGACGGAGAAGGGUAUUGACGGGUAUUUUAGCUUUGUAAUCUAGUUGUUGUCAGGAGAGGGAGUUGCAUGUUUUUCUUUAUCAUUUUUGUUUAGUCUUUUUUAUCCUCCCUCCAAAUAUGAUUCUCAUUUACUUGGGAUGAGCCCAGCAAAUUUUUUUUAUGGGGAGUGUUUUGUAUUUAUAAUGGAUGCAGAGGAGAGUAAUGUCUCAAGUGUCAAUGUUUUAGUUCACAGUUGUAAGUUUGUUUUCCGAGACUUGCAAGUAGAUUUGGUGAGCUCUUUUCGUCUGAGUUUGGGAAUUUUGUCGAACCAGCUUAUUAGGAAAAAGAAUGAGUAAGUGUACAUAUGCAUUUGCUUCUUUUUUUAUGAGGGAGAAAUGUAUUUAUACA
Messenger RNA from Asparagus officinalis (garden asparagus), 2248 nucleotides. RefSeq names its product putative ubiquitin-like-specific protease 1B. Gene Ontology annotation, cellular component: nucleus. The transcript is spliced from 10 exons. The record is from RefSeq and is a predicted model, not a curated record. Gene Ontology annotation, molecular function: deSUMOylase activity. Gene Ontology annotation, biological process: protein desumoylation. Bases 185 to 1501 code for a protein of 438 amino acids. Lineage: Eukaryota; Viridiplantae; Streptophyta; Magnoliopsida; Asparagales; Asparagaceae.